Molecule: messenger RNA, 402 nt
Organism: Penaeus vannamei (Pacific white shrimp)
Lineage: Eukaryota; Metazoa; Arthropoda; Malacostraca; Decapoda; Penaeidae
Source: RefSeq, a predicted model, not a curated record
AUGCAGCCUGAUGUUCGGUAUCCCGGGUCCUCUUCGCUCUGUCUCUGGCUUCACCUGCAUCGUCGCGGGAGGAGGCCUGCGCGGAGGAAACACCUGAAGAAGAGGGAGUCCAACGUGGGGAAUCCGUCCGAUGGGAGCGCCUGCCUGCUGGUGGCUAUGGGAGGAUUUUUGAUCAUGUUUGCCAUCGCUCUGGCUCUGCUGAUUCGGUGUCAGUACAGAAGGGCGCUCCUUAGCAAUAGCUCGGGGCGCGUGAUCAACAGGCGACCUGCCAGGGGGACCACCGUGCAGAGGGCGGCGCAGCAACCCCUGGCGGUCUACCCGGGCGAGGCCACGGCGGAUAUGGCCAUUCCAGCCCUCGCCUACACCCUCAGCGCCCCUUACCCGCCCAUCUUCCCGCCCUGA